Messenger RNA from Pseudo-nitzschia multistriata, 1869 nucleotides. The record is from the annotation of a GenBank genome assembly. Lineage: Eukaryota; Bacillariophyta; Bacillariophyceae; Bacillariales; Bacillariaceae.
CCCCAACAACAAAUUAAUCAAUCAAACUGCAUUGAACAACUCUGUGUAGAGGACGAAAUAACAAAUGGCAUUGAUUCAGAUUCAAUGCACGUAAUUCCAUCCAUACAUAAUGUUUCGAUUGAGACAAGGUCAAAUUGUAUUCCCAUGUACAAUGCCGAUGUUGAAGUCAUUGACGUCGAGGCGAUUGCAUCUUCGAGGAGGUUUGCAGAAAGUGUCGAUGCCAGGGAACAGGUGAUUGAGGAACCUAAACUUUCUAUGGACAUUGUCGAGUCAAGAAACAUGUACGAUGGUCAGAAGGUGCAAGAUCUUGUCCAUAGAGUCGAUGAAGCCACUGAUAGCAAUGCUUCAUUAAGCUCAACUGGAGAAAAGCUCUCCUCGAGACAAGAUUACGAGAUGCAAAGAGAAUCAUUGAAUGAAGAUAUUGAGCGUAAUGAAUCUGGAUUUCGGAGUAAAAAAGGGAGGAGGACUAAGUUGGUGUGUGUUGGAUCACUUUUAGAUGAUGAAAGCAACAGAGAAGAUUUGUCAAUAUCAUCACGCUCAGCAAGAUCUUCGAUCAAGUCAGAAUUCAUUUCCGCAGAUGGCAUGCAAAAUUCUCCUUCGCGACCAACAUCAACAACAGUCUCAUAUGAACAAGAGAGAAAUGAUGACACUCAAUCAACCACGUCUGACGACGAAAACAGGAUGAAUACCCUUAGCAUUAAUGUUGGACCGCAUCGAAAGAAUGAAAUCGACAGAUGCAGUAGUUUUGGAAAACCUGAGUUACCAAGAGUCGGUAGAGAUGAAGGGGAUGAGACGAGUUCAAGGGAAAAGGAAGACGCAGAGCGGAAAAAGCUAGAGAAAAGGCGAAAACGAUGGAAACGUAGGAUACUAGCAGAGCAUCGCAGAAGACAAUCAAUGGGUGGGUGCAGUGUAUCAUUGCCGGGGAACGAAGAACAACCACUAGGAGCUUCUCUCAAUGAAAUUGAAAUGAUGAAUACUUUCUUGGCCGUAGCAGGACCUAACUUUGAUGGGUCUCUGUCAGCAAAAGAAAUGGAGGAAUUACACGACCGAUCACGGAAUGCUGGGCUCCCAGUUGAGUUCACCAAUCGAAUGUUAGAUCAAGCUGCCGGAAUCUUUAUGUGCGAUGGAAACAACGAUUCGAAAUUACCUAUAAAGCAAGGUUCUCGCAUUGCAGAAUCGCUUCCGAUGAGAGACAACGAGGUCCCUUCGAUUCCACCUCCACUUAGCACCAACAAUAACACCUACGACGAAGCAGGUUUUACGAGGAAAACUCCAAAAGAACAUUCCGCCUUGGACUGUUUCAAAAGCACCUUCUUGGCGGAAUCGUCAAACAUUGUAGGAGGUGAUAUGAUUGAAAACAUACAAGCAGCUGUUAGUGGUGAUAGCAGCGACACCAAAAGCGGGUGGCGUUCUCUCGAUAUGAUUGAGAACAUCAAAGCUUCUCUCAGUGGCGAUAGUUCCGACCAAAAGGGUGGUUGGCGCUCUAUUGACAUAAUUGGAAGCGUCAAAGCUACCCUCAGUGGUGACAGUAGCGACAACAAGACAGGCUGGCGAUCUUCCAACGUAUUCGAAAGCAUUAAAACAGCCUUGAGUGGGGAUAGUGAGAGCAAGAGGAAAUCAGUUUCUUCGGAAAACGGAAUUUUGAAGCCCCACGCUGCGCCCCGGGACAAAAGUCCCGAGAUUGAGAACAGUAACACAUACUCAAGUUGGCCGUCAGCACCCAUCGUUGACAUCGUGCACGACGGUGAUGAAUUAAAUGAGUCCGGGCUUCACGAAUGUUAAAUAACCAUUCGAGAGAAUGAGAAUCACCAUGCGUCGCAUUGCUGGAAAAAGGCACACAAUCAUCCUUAAAUUUAUUAUAACAUUAUG